AUGGAGUCAAAAGCAGUUGUCAUGCGAUGGAUACCUGGAAAGAAGGGCGAGGUCUACUAUCCUAUCGAGUUCGCCACAUUGAGAGUUCCAAAACCAGAAGGCAGCGACGUCCUUGUCAGACUGUCUGCUGCAGCACUCAAUCAUCGCGACUUUUUCUUACGACAGGACUUGUAUCCCAUGCCACAAUUCGGCAUGGCAUUAGGAUCGGAUGGCGUGGGCAUGGUGGUCGACAUUGGACCCAAUGCCUCAGGACUUUGGAUGAACCGAAGAGUCAUCGUGAACCCAGGUCAGGGCUGGGUCAGUGAUCCCGAAGCCCCAGAAUCAGCCAAGGGAUACCUCACCCUAGGUGCGAGUCCCGCUGGGACUGGCACGAUGCAACAGUAUAUGCUUGUGGAUCAAGCCGACGUUGUGAGCUGCCCGGAACAUCUGACAGACGCCGAGGCUGCCGCCAUGCCUGCAGCGGGCUUGACUGCUUGGAGAGCUUUGAUGGUCCGCUCGAAGAACGCCUUCCCAGGGAGGAAUAUUCUUAUUACUGGUAUUGGUGGUGGUGUAGCGCUAUUUGUGUUGAAAUUUGCACUUGCAGCGGGAUGCAAUGUGUAUGUAACCUCAAGCAGUGUCGAAAAGCUACGCAGAGCGAAGGAGCUGGGAGCGGCUGGCGGGGUCCUGUAUACCGAACCAGAUUGGGAAUCGAAAUUGGCGUCACUCUUGCCACAAGACAGGAAGCAGUUCGAUGCUAUAAUUGAUGGUGCUGGUGGUAACAUUGUGAAAUCAGCAGCAAGACUUCUUAGAAAUAACGGUACGAUUGUGGCAUAUGGUAUGACCGUGAGCCCUACGAUGCCGUUCACCAUGAAAGCAUUGAUAGAGAACAUUCAAUUGGUUGGCACGACAAUGGGGUCGAGAAAAGACUUCUUCGACAUGGUCGAAUUAGUACGCACCCAGAGAAUCAGACCGAUAGUUUCCCAUGUUGUGUACGGUAUGAACAAUCUCGAUGAGAUUGAAUGGCUGUUUAGACUGUUACAAGAGGGUUCACAGUUUGGGAAACUCGUACUUCAGAUUCGAGAAAGUUCAAAGACGAGUAAUCUAUGA
Molecule: messenger RNA, 1086 nt
Organism: Exophiala bonariae
Lineage: Eukaryota; Fungi; Ascomycota; Eurotiomycetes; Chaetothyriales; Herpotrichiellaceae
Exons: 2
Coding region: 1-1086 (361 amino acids)
Molecular function (GO): oxidoreductase activity
Source: RefSeq, a predicted model, not a curated record